GACCUUCGUCUGCAGACACAGAGACUGACGUCCAUCAGGAGACAAAUUCAGGGAACAGGAACAAGAACGUGAAGGUGCUGACAUGAAGUUUGGUCUGCUGGUGGUGCUGGCUGUGGCGGUUCUGGCGCCCAGCCUGUCUGAGGGCCGGACCGUCUCCAAAUGCGAGCUGAAAGAAAAACUCGGGGAGGCGAUCACGCUGCCCAGAAAGCUUCAGAAAGUCAAGGAGAGGAUCCUGGCGAUAGUCGUCUGUGAAGUGAACAGGAGGUCCCAGCUCAACACCGCCCUGACCAGAGUGUACGGCAUACGCACCACCACAACCACAGCCGGGCCAACCGUCGCCGUCACAACCCUCUCAACAGCACAAGCCAAUGAGACGGACAAUGAAGGAAUGACUGCCAGACCCCCCACCAACCAAACUACAACCACCACCACCACAACAACUACAACCACCACCACUACAACUACAACCCCCCAACCAACGACUUCUCAAUCAGCCCUGGAGUCAAACCAAACAGCUGGUGGCAACAGACGGAGGCGGGAGGCCGGCGCAGGCAAAAAGGGGUCUGUCUCUGCGGAGAACCUGGAGGAGCUGCUGAACGAGCAAGAAGGCAAAUUCGAUGAGCAGGAACUGCAGGAGGACGACAACAACAUGGGCGAGGAGGAGGAGGAGGACAGCGAUGAGGAGGAGGGGGACAGCAACUCAGAGAGCGAGGAGGGCGGGAAACGCCAGAAGAGACGGGCCUCUCACCGGAGGCACGGCAAGAGGAAGCCUUGGUCCCUCGGGUUUUAUGGGCUCUUCCAGCUGUCAGACAGCCACUUCUGUGAUUCAGGUUAUCGCUGGUCCAGAAACCUGUGCCGUACGUCCUGCACAGCCUUCACCGAUGACGACAUAUCCGACGACAUCAGCUGCUUCGUGAGGACCAAUUACUGGUGGUUCUUGGUGAGGAGCGCCUCUCGCUCCUGUUAUUAUGCCUCAAGCUCCUUCUUCAGCGGCUGUUAAUGAGCAGCUGUCAGCAUCAACAUUCUCACACCAGCAAUGGUUUCUUCGUCACCACUACCUCCAGUGUGACCAGUGUGACCAGUGUGACCAGUGCGCUAUCUCCCAAACACUGUGACGCUUCUUAUUGUUUUCCUUUCGUUAAUCAGCACAGUUUCUUUACUGAAGUGAUUUUGUUUGUUCCAAAGAUGAAUGUUUGUCCCCUGAAUCAAACUGAGGAUGAAUCUCAGGGACUGGAAUAGUUUGGGUGAUUUUUUUUACUUUUCUUCUUCUUCUUCUUUCCUGAUGACAAAAAACAAAGUCACCUAUUGUUGUAUCUUUUGUUUUCUGUGAUCUUUCAAUAAAUAUGUUUCACCCUGA
Molecule: messenger RNA, 1357 nt
Organism: Toxotes jaculatrix (banded archerfish)
Lineage: Eukaryota; Metazoa; Chordata; Actinopteri; Toxotidae
Product: PH domain-containing protein DDB_G0287875-like
Exons: 5
Coding region: 83-1000 (305 amino acids)
Source: RefSeq, a predicted model, not a curated record